Otolemur garnettii (small-eared galago) is the source of this 1333-nucleotide messenger RNA. RefSeq names its product family with sequence similarity 78 member A (gene FAM78A). The transcript has 2 exons. The record is from RefSeq and is a predicted model, not a curated record. NCBI's taxonomy places the organism in Eukaryota, Metazoa, Chordata, Mammalia, Primates, Galagidae. The coding region runs from base 435 to 1286 and encodes 283 amino acids.
GCGUGCGGAAGGCCGGAGGGCAGGAAGUCGGGCUUCUGCAGCGAGGGUGGCGCGACCGCGCCGGGACCGAACCUUCCUUAUUUAUGUGUCAGCCAGCGCUCGCCUUCUUCCUCCGAACACUUCAGGGAGAGCUCCGAGCUGCCAACCCCGCGUGUGAGGCACAGAAGCUCCGGCUGUCAGAACAACAUGAUUAUGCAUUAAACUACAAACUUUUCUUUUUUUAACUCAAAGAAUAUCGGUGAUUUUUGUCCACUGCUAGAAGAGAGAGCCCAGGGCUCUGGAAAUGCAGCAAAAUCCUUAUUUAUAAACAGGCCGCGGUAGUGAUAUGCAACCCCCCUCUACUCUGUGAGUUUUCUAUCCUAUGGAUAUUGGUCUUGAGAUUUGAGAUUGGAGAGCAGGCUGUCUGCGUUGGGUCUGCAGCCUCCACCCUUUCAAUGCUCGGUUUCCACUGGGACUGCUGGCCUUGCCUGGAGAUCAGAGCGGUCCUGUGUGCCAUGGGCUGUAUUCAGAGCAUUGGCGGCAAAGCCAGAGUCUUCCGGGAAGGGAUCACAGUGGUAGAUGUGAAAGCCUCUAUCGACCCCAUCCCCACCAGCAUCGACGAGUCCUCCAGCGUGGUGCUCCGCUACCGGACACCCCACUUCCGGGCCUCGGCUCAGGUGGUCAUGCCACCCAUCCCCAAGAAGGAGACGUGGAUUGUUGGCUGGAUUCAGGCGUGCAGCCACAUGGAGUUUUACAACCAAUACGGCGAGCAGGGGAUGUCCAGCUGGGAACUCCCCGACCUCCAAGAGGGCAAGAUCCAGGCCAUCAGUGACUCGGACGGGGUAAACUACCCCUGGUAUGGCAACACCACGGAGACGUGCACCAUUGUGGGCCCCACCAAGAAAGACUCCAAGUUCAUCAUCAGCAUGAAUGACAACUUUUAUCCUAGUGUCACGUGGGCCGUGCCAGUCAGCGAGAGUAACGUGGCCAAACUGACCAACAUCUACCGGGACCAGAGCUUCAUCACAUGGCUGGUGGCCACCAACACCUCGACCAAUGACAUGAUCGUGCUACAGACACUGCACUGGCGCAUGCAACUCAGCAUCGACGUGAACCCCCACCGGCCCCUGGGCCAGCGUGCCCGACUGCGGGAGCCCAUCACCCAGGACCAGCCCAAAAUCCUCAGCAAGAACGAGCCCAUCCCGCCCAGCGCCCUGGUCAAGCCCAAUGCCAAUGACGCCCAGGUCCUCAUGUGGCGGCCCAAGUACGGGCAGCCGCUGGUGGUGAUCCCACCCAAACAUCGGUAACGUCCAGGGCAACCCGCUAGAUUAGACUCAAAUAAUAAUACUGCUCA